AAGCACGGGCCUCCUUGUGCUUGCCGAUGCCCGGCCAUUAGAGGAAAGAAACCGACCGGCACCGGCGCUCCGGCCAUGGACUCUCGCCCCCUCCCACCUUCCCCAUGCUAGCCCACAUGCUGCUGCUGCUGCUCUCUUCUUCUUCACUCCACUCCACUCCACUUGCUGGCGCCGGAAUUCUUGACAGUCAGCUGAGAGUACGUUGGUUGGGGAGGAGCGAUAGGUAGAUACGUGUACUGUGUACGAUGGUGACGGCGAGGGAGGCCAGGGAGGCGGCGAUGGACCCGAGCAAGUACGUGCGGUACACGCCGGAGCAGGUGGAGGCGCUGGAGCGGCUCUACUACGAGUGCCCGAAGCCGAGCUCGCUGCGGCGGCAGCAGCUCGUCAGGGAGUGCGCCGUGCUCGCCAACGUCGACCCCAAGCAGAUCAAGGUCUGGUUCCAGAACCGGCGAUGCCGCGAGAAGCAGCGCAAGGAGUCGGGGCGGCUGCAGUCGCUCAACCGCAAGCUCACGGCCAUGAACAAGCUGCUCAUGGAGGAGAACGACCGCCUCCAGAAGCAGGUCUCGCACCUCGUCUACGAGAACGGCUACUACCGCCAGCAGACGCACAGCGCGGGGCUGGCGACGACGGACACGAGCUGCGAGUCGGUCGUCACCAGCGGCCAACAGAACGUCGUCGUGGCGGCGCCGCAGCAACAGCCUCCGCCGCGCGACGCGAGCCCUGCUGGAUUGAUGUCUAUCGCCGAGGAGACUUUGACGGAGUUUCUGUCCAAGGCCACCGGAACCGCCGUCGAGUGGGUCCAAAUGCCUGGGAUGAAGCCUGGUCCGGAUUCCAUUGGAAUCAUUGCCAUCUCGCAUGGUUGCGCGGGUGUCGCUGCGCGAGCUUGCGGCCUUGUAGGCAUGGAGCCUGCUAAAGUCGCCGACAUUCUCAAGGAUCGGCCACUGUGGAUGCGUGAUUGCCGGUCUAUGGAGGUAGUGAACGUGCUACCUGCAGGCAGCAAUGGCACGAUUGAGCUGCUCUACAUGCAGCUCUACGCUCCAACGACACUAGCGCCUGCUCGUGAUUUCUGGUUGAUGCGGUACACCUCUAUUCUUGACGAUGGAAGUCUAGUGGUCUGUGAAAGAUCACUCAGUAGCAAGCAAGGAGGCCCAAGCAUGCCCCUUGUCCAGCCGUUUAUUAGGGGUGAGAUGCUUCCCAGUGGGUUCUUGAUCCGUCCGAGUGAUGGUGGAGGUAGUGUGAUUCACAUCGUUGACCACUUGGAUCUGGAGCCUUGGAGCGUGCCUGAAGUUGUAAGACCACUGUAUGAAUCGUCAGCCAUUAUUGCCCAGAAGAUGUCGAUGGCGGCACUGCGCUAUCUCAGGCAGGUAGUUCACGUAGAUACUAAUUCUGUAAUCACUGGAUGGGGCAGACAGCCUGCAGCCUUACGGGCUCUGAGUCAAAAGCUCACAAGAGGUUUCAACGAAACUCUUAGUGGACUUGCUGAUGAUGGAUGGUCUGUAAUUGAGAGCGAUGGCGUAGAUGAUGUUUCUAUCUCUGUUAAUACAUCGCCGAGUAAAGUGAUAGGUUGCAACGCAGCAUUCAGUGAUGGUCUACCCAUAGUUAGUACUGGUGUUCUUUGUGCGAAGGCGUCGAUGCUGCUGCAGGAUGUCUCCCCACCAUCUCUCCUGCGGUUUUUGCGGGAGCACCGAUCACAGUGGGCUGACAGCAGUUUAGAUGCAUUCUUUGCUUCGGCGCUGAAACCCAAUUUCUGCAAUUUGCCUAUGUCUCAUCUUGGGGGAUUUAGUGGUCAGGUCAUACUUCCUUUAGCACACACGUUUGACCCUGAAGAAUUCUUGGAGGUUAUCAAGAUAGGAAAUGCCAGUAACUAUCAAGAUGCAGUCAUGAAUCGUGACCUUUUCCUGUUGCAGAUGUACAAUGGAGUAGACGAGAACACGAUAGGCACUUGUUCAGAGCUUAUCUUUGCACCCAUAGAUGCAUCUUUCAGUGAUGAUUCUCCUCUGCUGCCUUCUGGUUUUCGCAUCAUUCCGAUUGAUUCUCCUCUUGACACAUCUAGCCCGAACUGCACACUGGACCUUGCGUCCACCCUUGAGGCUGGAACACCCAGAAGCAGGAUAACUGGUGGUACCGGUGUUAACUCGAAGGCUGUGAUGACAAUUGCAUUUCAGUUUGCCUUCGAGAGCCACCUGCAAGACAGCGUUGCGGCCAUGGCGCGUCAGUACAUGCGCAGCAUCAUCUCGUCAGUGCAAAGGAUAGCGCUGGCGCUGUCAUCCUCACACCUCGUGUCUCACGGCAGCAGCCGUCUCCUCCCACCUGUUACUCAGGAGGCAGAGACACUCUCCAGAUGGAUUGUUCAGAGCUACAGAUUUCACUUUGGGGCUGAGCUCAUUAAAUCCGCAGAUGCUAACAGCGGCGAAUCGGUGCUUCAAGCCCUUUGGCAUCAUAGCAGCGCUAUACUAUGCUGCUCUCUGAAGGCCAUGUCAGCGCUGACAUUCGCGAACCAGUCCGGGCUGGACAUGCUGGAGACGACUCUGGCAGCGCUCCAGGACACCACCCUGGAGAAAGUCCUGGACGACCAAGGGACGAAGAACCUCGUGUGCGCCGACCUGAUCGCCAACGUCAUGGAGCAGGGCUUCGCGUGCGUCCAGGGUGGGACCUGUGUGUCGAGUCAGGGCAGGCCAGCGUCGUACGAUAAGGUGGUGGCGUGGAAGGUCCUCGACGACACCAGUGGCGCCACCCACUGCAUCUGCUUCGCGUUCCUCGGCUGGUCUUUCGUUUCAUAGAUCCUUGUUGUUG
Molecule: messenger RNA, 2793 nt
Organism: Lolium rigidum
Lineage: Eukaryota; Viridiplantae; Streptophyta; Magnoliopsida; Poales; Poaceae
Product: homeobox-leucine zipper protein HOX29-like
Exons: 16
Coding region: 246-2780 (844 amino acids)
Molecular function (GO): DNA-binding transcription factor activity; DNA binding; lipid binding
Source: RefSeq, a predicted model, not a curated record